CCCCCCCCCAAAAGUGCGGAUUCGAGAUGCCCACAGGAACACAGAGCAGGGCGGGAGGAGGGGGACCCGGAGGGACUGAGGGCCCGAUGAAGAGGAGGCAGGAACCAUUAGAGUCCGGGGGCCUGCGUCUGUGGCAGAGGAGGCGGCGAUGACGGGCUCUUGGGGGCCUGCAUCUGUGGCAGAGGAGGCAGUGACGACGGGCUCUUGGGGGCCUGCGUCUGUGGCAGAGGAGGUGGUGACGAUGGGCUCUUGGGGUCCUGCGUCUGUGGCAGAGGAGGCGGCGAUGACAGCCUCUGGGGGCCUGUGUCUGUGGCAGAGGAGGCGGUGACGACGGGCUCUUGGGGGCCUGUGUCUGUGGCAGAGGAGGCGGCGAUGAUGAGCUCUAGGAGGCCUGCAUCUGGGAAAGAGGAGGAGACGAGGAUGGGCCCUUGGGGGCCCGCGCCUGAUGAGGGCAGGACUGGCGGUGACCGGAGGCAGAGACGCCGGAGGAGACGUCCUUGACUUCUGGACUGCAGGCGGCGGCGUCGGCCUCUGGACUGGAGGCGGCGUCGUCGGCCUCUGGACCGGAGGCAGCAUCGUCGGCCUCUGGGCCAGAGGCGGCGUCGACAACGGGACUGGAGACGGCGGAGACGUUGGACUGGAGCGAGCGUCAACCUCUGGACACGAGAGAGCGUCGACCUCUGGACUGGAAAGCGCGUCGACCUCUGGACUGGAGAGACCGUCGACCUCUGGACUGGCGAGAGCGUCGACCUCUGGAGUGGACGAGGCGUCGACCUCUAGAGUGGAGGAGGCGUCGACCUCUGGAGUGGAUGAGGAGUCAACCUCUGGAGUGGAUGAGGCGUCGACCUCUGGAGUGGAUGAGGCGUCGACUUCAGAACACAAGGAGGUGUCGACUUCAGAACACGAGGAGGCGUCGACUUCAGAACACGAGGAGGCAUCGACUUCAGAACACGAGGAGGCGUUCGACUUCAGAACACAAGGAGGCAUCGACUUCAGAACACGAGGAGGCGUCGACCACAGGACUGGAGGAGGCGUCAACCACAGGACUGGAGGAGGCGUCGACCACAGGACUGGAGGAGGCGUCGACCACAGGACUGGAAGAGGCGUCGGCCACAGGACUGGAAGAGGCAUCGACCACAUGACUAGAAGAGGCGUCGACCACACGACUGGAAGGGGCGUCGACCAAACUUCUGGUCUGGGGGCGUCGAUUCCUGGCCCGGAGGCGUCGACUUCUGGUCCAUUGGCUUCUGAACCGUCGACUUCUGGACUGUCCACUUCUGGUCCGGGGGCGUCGACUUCUUGUCAGAGGGCGUCGACUUCUGGUCCGGGGGCGUCAACUUCUGGUCUGGGGGCGUCGACUUCUGGUCCGUCGGCUUCUGGACCCUCGACUUCUGGUCCAGGGGCGUCGACUUCUGGUCUGGGAGCGUCAACUUCUGGACCGUCGGCUUCUGGAGUGGAGGAGGAGUUGCUGGAGAUGGGACCGCUUGGACAGGCUGGACCGGAUGCGGUGCGACCUCCGAGACCACCGCUGGAACUGGAUGCGAUUGUACUGGUGGUGCUGGAAACUGGGAGAGGAGGGAGGAUAGAGUGUCCAGUUGGAGCUCCUGGAGACUGAGGCUCUGAUGGAGUUGGGCCAGCUCAGGUCGGAGACCGGCGAGCUCUGCUGGGUGGACAGCAGGCUUGCUCCUCUGGCUCUGAGACGAGGGAGCUGCUGGCUGGACUGAAACCCUCUCCUGGUGAUUCGGGGAAGACAGGUUGUCCAGGUGGGACUCCUUGAGACUGACGAGCUGACGGAUCCGGCCAAGCUCCACCUGCAGAUCUGCGAGCUCUGUCACCUGGGCUGUGGGCGUGGUUCCUCCUCCUGCAGAUGACGGAGGUGCGGAUGGGACCGGAGACGGGACUGUUGGUCUGACGGGGGCGGGUCCAAGCAGGUGCGCAGAGCCAGGGCAGCUGCAAGCUCGCGGCUCCGUCCUGGGACACAGGAUUGCGGUGGAGCCCGGCUUCCUUCCCCACGCCGUGGGCCAGCUCCGGGGAAGCACACAGCAAGUCUGGUGCCCAUGAAGCUGGAGCGAUCCGGAAGCGUUUCCCGGUCCAACCUCUCAUCUGGCUCCGGAAGGGUGGAGAGGAACACCGCGGCUGAAGCCCGGUGACCGCGUCUGUGGCGAGGCGAAGGCGAAGCCGGAGGAGGAGAAGAAGAAGCCGGCCGGUGGUCCGAAGAGAGGAACUGAAGCACGCACUCCUAGGGGAGAAUCUCCCUGCUGGAUCCUUUUACGGGUUGGAUCAUUCUGUCACUACCGUGCCGGUGAGCGAAGCGGAGAUGAGGCGAGGAUCCAAACGGGGUGAGGAAGACAGGCAGACAGUGCCCUGUGUCUACACAUCUACUCUCCUGAGCUUCGCCAUCAGUCUUUGCUUCCUGGGAGGACCUCUCUACUCCAUCACCUGAUUCGGCUGCCUGAUGCCUGAGGGUCCGGUUCGCUUGGGUCUGGACGUCCUGUGG
Nothobranchius furzeri (turquoise killifish) is the source of this 2497-nucleotide messenger RNA. Lineage: Eukaryota; Metazoa; Chordata; Actinopteri; Cyprinodontiformes; Nothobranchiidae. The record is from RefSeq and is a predicted model, not a curated record.